AGGUUCUGUAGUGAGACGUAAGUUACUAGGAAAGAAACUACAGACCACUCAGCAUUCUAUUACUGCCAGCUGCACGACGAUGUUUUCCGGAUCGGGGACGUCUUCGCUGUUAACAGAGCUUCUGGACUACGUAAGUGCAGUCAACACGACAAGCAGCGCGGGCCGCGCGAAGUCAGCAGCCGCAACCACAGUAGGGGCGACAGGAGCCGAUAUUUGGUCAAUAUUGUGCAAGAAUGCGAAAAACUGUAGUCGUGGGGCAAACCAUAAUCACGGUCGGACGAGUACGGCUUUUUUCAGUAGGCACGAGACGAAAACACACGAGGGGGACAGCGACACAACGUUCUCUGUUGAAUCAUCCUUCAAGAAUAAAGACACCGCGAGCUGCGCAGGUCCCACGGGCGGAACAGCACCAUUGCAGUUUUACUGCGGAGGAGCGCGCAGACGUCAGGGGAAGAGGAACAUCGCAGGCUGGACUGCCGUUCGCAACCCUAGCUCGUUUCUAGCGAAUGUUCAAACGACGGGUUACUUUCGGGCUCCGAUAGAUGAAGAGCACUCUACUUCCAGUACAGCGAGCUCUACUCUCGCGUUGACCCCAGGGAAUAGAGCUUUAUUUGCGUCACAUCAUCGCAACAAGAGAAUCAAGACUGUGUUCGCGCUUCCCCACGAGCGCGAGAACCCGAACAAGGAUUACAUCAAUGAUUUGGUGGACAAGCUCUGGCAGCGGCGUGCGAUGGACCGGUGGACCCCGGCCGAGGGCGCCGCGUAUGUGUGGAACAACCUCGCGAAGGGCCCCCACCUCGGCCCCGCCUUCAUUCACCUGCAGUACCAGACGGCAGACAUCUACAGCACCAACAUCGCGAAGUCCUCCCUCCCCAUGGUAAACAUCGGGGAGACCGGUUUCGGCCGGAAGGGGCGGUUCACCUGCACGGACCGUCCGCCGUUCUCCAGGGGCGGCGGGGGGACCGUGGAGCAGACGCAGACCGCGAAAGCGUUUCUCGGGGGCACGAACAGAAUGUUUCAACUGCCAGCCGUGAACUUCCGGGACAAGAAGGGGCCGCUCAGCGACGGGAGAAUCCGGGUCGAAUUGAAGGAAUUCGGUAUGUAUCCCAGGUGCAAAAGUAGCGAAGACUGCUGGUGUAAAACGCAGUUUUGCAUGACAGACCCGUAGGCUCUUACCGAAAUCUGCAUGACAGAUUUCAUCUUUCCGCUUGAAAAGUUUGUCAUGCGAUUCAUGAAGUACAACUGCGAUGCUUUUGCGAUGCAUAGGAUGGACGGGAAAUCCGACCGGAUUUUGUGGGACGCGAUCUUCGACAGCCGGGUGGGGUUGUAUGAGAGUGCACAACUCCCCCUCCCCCUCAUUUGUAUAGCAUGGACGGUAAUACAAGCAUCAACAAGAAUGCCGGUCUUGCAUGACAGAUUUCCACCGGAGUGUAGUGCUAUUUGGGCUACCAGAACUUGUCAUGCAAAGAGUGCCAUGAGGCAGCGACUGGAAUCGCGGUUCUGCAUGACAAGUGAGGGGGGAGGCGCCGUUGUGCACUGUCAUAGGUUGAAGCACCCGGAGCCGGGACACUGGGACUUCAGCACUAUGGUUGCCAUCGGCGGGUCGCAGAAGACGUUAAUCCUUCCCUGCACGCCGAAGUGGGACCCGCGGCCGCACUGGUUCGACAUGAAAAUCACGUCCGUGGCUAUGCAAGGAAAAAAGUGUUACAGUUACACAUUUGUAGUGAAUAAAGCAUCACAAAUUUGCCUCGCAUGACGCUGAAAACUUGUAAUGCAGAGAUCAUAAGGCAAAACGCACACAAAACGAGACACGCAUGCAUUUUGCGCAUGACAGAGGUCGUCUGUCUUGCAUGUUUUGCAAAGCAAUUUGUAACUGUGACACUUUUUUCUUUGCAUAGUGGCGCGGUUCAAGCCGAAGGAGAUCGAGCACUGGAAAGAGGGCUGGGAGAACAUCGGGGGGCGGGUAUCCGGAGAAAAAACCACGUCCCCACCCCAGAGUCAAGAUGGGAAGUUUGCUAGACAAAUCUGUCAACUUUGGUUGUUGCGCAUGACAAGUUUGGUCCCGUAGUGUAAUCGUUUCUAGCAGGUGCAGAAGAAUCACAGAUCUAGUGCAUCGCGCUGAUUGGAGCAUGACAAAUUCCACAACACGACUAGAAAAUGCUUCUCAUGGGGCUCCGCAUGAGCAGAGACAUUUUCAGCAUACAGAUUUGCAUUACAGCUUUGGGGUGGAGACGUUUUCAAAUACGAUACCGCGCCGCGCACAUCGGGUUCACGGUGCAAAGACACCCGAUCAUGGAAAACCCGAACACGUUCAUGGCGGGGAUGGCGCCGCAGAACCCGCUAGCGAUGAUUGCCAUGCGCGAGAACCUAUCAACUGCAAAAAUGUCUGGGUCUGGUGGAAGAUUGCAACUUGUCAUGCUUUUUUUGGACUCUAAAAAAAUUUGUGUUGCAUGACCAGCAAGAGGGGUGCGCUUUGUGCUACACGGACAGGGCAUUUCUCAUGCGGAAAGGGCAUCAGGAAGGGUUCUAAAAACCUGUGAUGCUAGGGCAUACAUCACAGACAAUCAUGGGUCAUGAGAAAUAUGCAUGACAAAUCUUGCAUUCUUCCAGACCCAGACAUUUUUGCAUUUGAUAGAACCUGGUCGGGAACCCGAAACGGGACUACUGGUUGAGCCAGAGCGACCGGUUAUCCUGAGCAAGAACGUCCCCACCCCAGAGUUGUCAUGCAGAUUUGCAAUGACAGGAACAUUUGUAAUGCGCAUCUACAUCAGAGGCAUUUCCAAUCGUGUUUUGGCAUUUGUAAUCCUGUAAACAGGAUGAGGAGAUGAGUUUGUCAUGCGACUGUCCUUCCUAACCUGCACUACACUACAAAGACGAACUUGUCAUGCAUGGCUUCCAAAACUCCUAGAUUUGUGUUGCAGAGUUCACAACUUGACUAUGGGGUGGGGACGUUUUUACUCAGGAUACCGGUGCGACGACCCGGACAACUUCCUGAACGUCGACGAGUGCCGGGCGGACGCGGGCAAGGACUUUUCCAAGCAUAUCCUAUGUAAAAACGUACCCACCCCAUAGUCAAGAUGGGGAAUCGGCUAGACAAAUCCCCAAGCUUUGGUUGUUUCGCAUGACAAAUUUGGACGCGUAGUGUAGUUGUGUUUGAGCUAGUUCAGCAGCAUUACAGAUCUAGUCUCUCAUGCUGAUUGGAGCAUGACAAAUUUCGAAACACCAUUAGAAAAUGCUUCUCAUGGGGCUCCGCAUGAGAAACAUUUUAAGCAUGCAGAUUUGCAUGACAACUAUGGUGUGGGGACGUUUUUACACAGGAUAAAGCAGAGCGACCGCAGUUUCAUGCCGCGGUGGCCCACCGAGUUCGAGCGCAGGUUGUACAAGGACGCGGACCCGGACUUCUUCGUGAAGAACCCGGACCAGGAAGCGGGCACGUGGUUCCCGAUGCACGACUCGCACGGCUACUACUGGUGGACCAACAUGACGCACGCACCCUUGGACUCCAUGGACGACGGCCGCCCACCGAUCGCGCCGCCGAUGGAGGGCGGUCUGAACGGCAUGAUUCCUGCGGCAAAGGGGGCGAAGGGCUACCGGUGGCUAAUCAACACGCCGGGGUACGGUGCGGAGGGCUGGACCAACCCGAUCAGCGGAAGGCGGGAAACCUUCGAAAAGUUGAAGCCCUGGAACGGAGAUUUUGCACAGUGAGUUUCUUGAGUUAAGUGCCGCUGGAUUUUUCUGUUUCAAAAACAAGUAAACUACGAAUGUGAAACAAAGACGAGGAUGACCCUAUGUCGCUGUUUUAUUUGAAAACGUCUCGUGAUGCUGUAGGCUCUGUACUGAAUAUCAAUGCACGUUGUAUGCUAUCAGCGAAAUGAAUACAU
This is a messenger RNA of Amoebophrya sp. A120, 3881 nucleotides long. NCBI's taxonomy places the organism in Eukaryota, Dinophyceae, Syndiniales, Amoebophryaceae. The record is from the annotation of a GenBank genome assembly.